GUCGUUUCUAUUUUUUCUGCUGCGGACCCCACAAAAGACGCUAGUACUACCACGAAAAUGACAUCUCCCUCACUGCUUGCUGUCUCUAACCCAACUUACUCCUUGAGAUACCGGUCAACCUCUCUUCUUUCCCCUCCUCCACCUCAUCACAUCCGAUCAUCCCCCGAGUAUCUCUCUACUGAAAACCCAUAUCAGCACCACCUACGCCACCACCGAUCUCAACCUCACUUUCCUAUCGUGUCCACUCUCGGCAGACCCGCCACCCCAAGACGACCUUCCGCUCUUGACCUCGACCAUGGUUCACGUCGACCCUCACAUAAUCAAGCCUUCGCUCCAUUCGCAUCUCCAUCCUCCUCUAAGAUCAUCUCUUCUUCCUCUCUACUACCUUCGUCGUCGUCAUCAAAUUCGCCACCAUCACCAUCACCGUCGCCACACUCGUCCGACAUCCUUCUGGAUCAUCAUCACGAAGACGUUCUAUACGCCCAUGGAUCGAUAUUGACCGCCUCGCCACCGCUCUCUCCCAUCGACCUCGACGCCGAUUCAAUUUCCGAUACGUACAGCGAAAAUAAUAAGUCUAGAGAUAGAGACCAGCAACAACAACAACAACAACGAAGACUUCGUCGAAGCUCGUUCGCGUUUAUCAGGGCGGCGGUGACACCGAGGAUCAAGCACGAACACGAGCAUCGGAGUCAGACCGCGGAGGCGCUCGAUAUGGAUUUUGCGUGCUGUGGACUUGUUGGAUUCAAUCACACUCACACUCACCACGAUCCACUGCCAGCCUCGUCAGAUGAAUUGCCGCAUUAUAGAUGUUGUGUGGAUGUUACGGUGCAACUUGAAGGCGCAGUGAUACAGAGGGAUGUGUUGGGAUUGGGGUUCGGGAUUGGCAUUGGCAUUGGGAUGGAAGGGGUAGAGGUCGGGUUAGAUUAUUCGGAUAAAGAGUCGAGUUCGGAAGAGACGAUGGGUGGUGGUACUCAUUGCGAUCCUAUGGGUUCCGGUCGUACACAGGAAAGGUGGACGAGGUCGUGGACGAGGUGGAAGGGGAAGACGUUUCCGGUGUUCAAGGGUCGGUCUGAGAGUGCUUUGGACGGAACUGGAAUGGGUGGAGAUGAGGAUGCGGCGAUGAUGGCGUGUAGACCUAAUGUUACGAAGAGGCGGUCGAAGAUGUGGUGUUUGGCGUCGUGGCGGGAGAUGGAGAAUGUGGGCUUGGGGCCGAAGGGCAGAGUUGUACAUCAUGGGCAGAGGAUGAGGGUUCAUCCAGACAGAACCACCGCCGAUCUUCGUUUCUCUCUGAACAGGACCGAGAUCGAUGUGAAGUUGAAGCUUCUUCGAGGUGGCGCAGACUGUGAUGGUGCUUUGAAAGGGACCGCUACAGUCAUGGGACAUGUUGCGGUGCCCCGAAAUCUUUGCAGCAGAGCCACUGUCCUUGAGGCCUCUACACAUUCUGGAGGGGCCCAGAGAGCGAAAGCAAGGCAAAGUGUGAUGAGGCUAGAAGGCCCUACAAACGCAAAAGGGCCCGAACCUGAAGUAUUGCAGAUUGACAUCGCGAACGGACGGGAUAGGAGAUCUAUGUCAGGAUCUGUGUAUCUGGCGAUUUUCGACGGAGAGGCACGAGCGAUGAAAAGACGGAUCAAGAGAGAGGGAUUUGUAGCCGGGAUCCAACGGAGGCAAGAUCGACCGGUUUUUGCCGUUGGGCAACCGUUGGGUGACUGUCGGAAAGCCCCUGUGGCGUGUACGGCAUGCGGUGUGCCUGACCAGCACCAAGAAAGAGAAGAGACAGAAGAGGCACGUCUGAUUGGGCAAGCCCGCGAGUACUGUAGAUGA
This is a messenger RNA of Stereum hirsutum FP-91666 SS1, 1821 nucleotides long. RefSeq lists its product as uncharacterized. NCBI's taxonomy places the organism in Eukaryota, Fungi, Basidiomycota, Agaricomycetes, Russulales, Stereaceae. The coding region runs from base 58 to 1821 and encodes 587 amino acids. The transcript is spliced from 5 exons. The record is from RefSeq and is a predicted model, not a curated record.